This is a messenger RNA of Papaver somniferum (opium poppy), 1296 nucleotides long. RefSeq lists its product as uncharacterized. The coding region runs from base 1 to 1296 and encodes 431 amino acids. Gene Ontology annotation, biological process: proteolysis. NCBI's taxonomy places the organism in Eukaryota, Viridiplantae, Streptophyta, Magnoliopsida, Ranunculales, Papaveraceae. The transcript has 2 exons. Gene Ontology annotation, molecular function: aspartic-type endopeptidase activity. The record is from RefSeq and is a predicted model, not a curated record.
AUGCGCAAAAGACGAGAAAAAGGUCUUUGCUAUAACUGCGAUGAAGUUUUUCAGGUUGGACAUAAGUGUCUUAAGCAACAAAUUUAUAUGUUGGUUGUUGAUGAUGAAGAGUCGACACAAUCUGGUGAAGAAUCACGUGUCGAAACUCUAUUGUCUCCUACUCUAGAAGAAGAAGUCGAAAUUUCAGUUCAUGCUCUAGCUGGCAAUGUCUCCCACAACACCAUUCGGAUAGAGGGAGCUUCUAAGAAGCAUCCACUGACAAUCUUGAUAGAUAGUGGCAGCACUCAUAGUUUUCUCGACCCAGCUGCAGCUGCUAGAUGUGGAGGGAAUCUUGUUCCUACAGCCUCACUGUUAGUAGCAGUAGCAAAUGGUAAUAAAAUGGUUAGUGAUGCUAAGUGUCCAUCAUUUCAUUGGCUAAUGCAAGGACACCAAUUCCAAUUUGAUGUGCGUCUCUUAACCUUGGGGGGCUGUGACAUGGUGCUUGGAGUGGAUUGGAUGAAAGGCAUGAGUCCAACGGUUUUUGACUUCAAUAAACUGACUAUAGAAUUAUCUUGGGAGGGGCAGACCAUCAAACUACAAGGUAACAGUCCUACAACUCAGCUUUCUAUGAUGACUGGUAAGGCUUUGCGUAAAUGGGUUAGGCAGAAUAAACAUGGAAUGGUUGAACCCAACACUCUUCCCCCAUCUAGGGCUCAUGAUCAUCAUAUUCCAUUAAAACCACUCAAUACACCUCCAAACCAAAGGCCGUAUCGUAUUCCUUAUAUUCAGAAGGAAGUAGUAGAACAACUGCUGCAGGAAAUGCUCAAAAUUGGUGUGAUACAACCUAGUAGAAUCCCUUUCUCUUCUCCAAUAUUACUUGUUAAAAAGAAAGAUGACAGCUUGCGAUUUUGUGUCGACUACAGAAAGUUAAAUGAAGCUACUAUUAAAGACAAAUUCCCUAUUCCCAUUAUAGAGGAGUUAUUGGAUGAGCUGUGUGGUGCAAAGGUGUUAUCCAAGAUAGAUUUACGCGCAGGGUAUCAUCAAAUUCGUGUGUUUCCUGCAGACACAUACAAGACGGCGUUUAAGACUCAUCAAGGGCAUUAUGAGUUUAUGGUGAUGCCAUUCGGCUUAACCAAUGCUCCAGCCUCCUUCCAAGUAUUAAUGAAUGAUGUUUUUCAGCCGUACUUGAGGAAGUUUAUCUUAGUGUUUUUCGAUGACAUAUUGGUAUACAGCCCAGAUAUGACUUCCCAUUUGAGACAUCUAGAGCUCACUCUUAAAACUUUACAAGAACAAAACACUAUAUGCCAAGAUCAGUAA